Molecule: messenger RNA, 3744 nt
Organism: Cannabis sativa
Lineage: Eukaryota; Viridiplantae; Streptophyta; Magnoliopsida; Rosales; Cannabaceae
Exons: 6
Coding region: 663-3296 (877 amino acids)
Source: RefSeq, a predicted model, not a curated record
UAUUAAAUAAAUUAGUUAUGUUCUUAACGUGUUACGUGGGUGUACGGAAAUAUGGUUUUUGUGAAAUAAAUAAAUAAUAAAAAGAAAAAAAAAAAGCAUUCCUUUUCUCUGGGGUACUGUCCGGCCAGGAGAUGGAAGUUUACAAGUAAAAAAGGAAAAAAUAGCUUUAGCUGUGUAUGUGUGUGAGUGUGUUGGUUACAUUAUUGUAGUUUGAUUAUUUAAUGUUGGAAUUGACUAAAUAUCAUCUUAUGGAAGGAAGGAGGGGAAGGAAGGAGUAGGGUCCCAACUGUACAAUGCUAAAAUUCUCAGCUUUUGAAUUCAUUUCUUUAUUGGGGUCUUCAUCUUCAUCUUCAUCUUCAUAAUCAUAUCUCUUUCUCUCUCUGCUGUUCUUCAUUAUUUUCAAGCUUCAACCUUUUAAUCUCUCUGACUCUUGUCUCUGCCUCAAUUGAAGUUUUGGGGGUUAGGCAUUAUUUUGGGUUCUGAUUCUGUACUGUGAUUUUGGAUAAAAGAGAAGUUCUAGUUGGCUUUAGUGGAGCCAACCCCAACGGUCUUUUUCUCUCUACUGUGUCAAAAAUCCACUGCAGCACUUGACUUUGUAGAUAGUUAGUUUUCUUUUUGGGCUAAGGAAUGAUAGCCUUUUGGUAGAUCAGUCAGCAGGCUGCAUGGGAGGUCUGUUGCACCUUUUUGCCUUUGAAAACAGGAGCAUGGCAAGGAAAGUUCUUACUCAUAAGAAACAUGUUGAUGGUCUUGAAGCUCCUCGAAAUAGCAUUGAGCAGCAAAUAGAAACUUCUCAGAAUUAUUCUGCUGUACGAGAUUUGCCGGUGGAAGAAGAUUGGUCUACAAAUAAUUGCUAUCCAUUUGAAGCUUCAAUGAAGAAAUUGAUUAAUGAAGAAAUCUCCAAACAUUCAAGUACAAGACAAAAUGCACCAAUUAGCAUAGUUGCUCGCCUGAUGGGAAUGGAUUCGUUAACUUUAGAUACAAAAUCUACAGUUGAGCCAACUGAGGAAAGAAGCGAGAAUAUGAGAACAAAGUGUUCAAACAAGGAAGCAAAUGGAUUCGGUUUAACAGACCAUCUUUCUUCCAACUCAAACUCUUCAAGGCAAAUGGAACUUAAUUCAUCAUACCAUAAUGGAGACAUAGAUUCUGAAAGAUGGAGCAAUGGCGGGAGGUGUGGGAAAGGGAGGAGUCGAGAGCAUCCUCAGGAGGAGGAAUUGCAGAAGUUUAAGAAAGAAUUUGAAGCAUGGCAAGCAGCUAGGUUCAGAGAGUGUUCAAAAUUUGCUGAGCUUGGAAACAUCCCUUCACAGUCAUCACUUGCUCAUGAAGAUCUGAACAAGGAAAGGAUGGAACUUUAUGGGCGAACAGCUGUUGAGAAAGCUGUAAAAUCAAAGGAUCAGACAAUAAAAGCAAGGGCACAGGAAAUAGGAGGCCUGCAACAUAAUGAAAUGGAAUCUUUCCAGGUUGAAAGGAAAUAUUCAUCAUCAAAAACCAGAAACUCAAGCAGAUAUAUUGAGCAAUCUUCUAUGAUGGAUACUGAUCAGAAACUAUAUGCAUUGUCUGCUCCAACUAAGAUAGUUAUAUUAAAGCCUGGCCCUGAUAGGGUGGGUGACCAUACAGAGUCUUGGACAAGCUCCCCGAGCUUUUCGGAGCAGAGAGGUAGCAUAGAAGACUUUCUUGAGGAGGUGAAAGAACGACUGAAAUGUGAAAUGCAAGGGAAAAUGCUGAGAAAGGGUGGUUCAGUUGUUGUUCGAGGAAGUGGAAUCGAGACUCCUUAUAAUGAAAAGCCAUCAUCAGAUCCUAAACAAAUUGCUAAGAACAUAGCAAACCAGGUUAGAGACAGUGUGAGUAAGGAUAUUGGUGCAAACUUGACACGUUCAGAAUCAACAAGAUCAUAUAAAAGUGAAAUCCAGUUAAAUGGACCGAAUUCUUCAGAGUUCAUCAGUAGAGAUACUAGGAGAUUCGUGUCAGAGAGGCUAAAGAAUGUUUUGAACAAAGAAACAAAUAUGCACACAGUUGUUGGUGGCCACUCUAGAUCUUACAGUGUGUUAGACUUAGACAAUGAUACUUCAAAAGAUGUACAAAAAAUGCAAACCAGAUCCUUCAGAUAUGGUGUAGGAGAUGACAGACCUCUCCAUAAGGAGUUGUCCCCUAGAAAUCUAGUUAGAUCAUUAUCAGCCCCGGUAUCAGGAACUUCUUUCGGGAAACUUCUCCUGGAGGACCGCCAUAUUCUAACAGGUGCCCAAAUCAGGCGGAAGCUUGAAGCUACAGAAAAUUUUCCUGUGGACUUGAAGAAGCGGAAAAGGGAGAGAUUUAGCUUCAAAGAAAAAGUUUCCAAUUUCAGAUAUAGUUUUUCUCUUAGAGGGAGACUGUUUGGUAAGAAGAUUCAAUCAGUGUUGGAAUCACAUGUUUUCGAACGGUAUCCUCUGAAAGAUAUCAUGAGUGGUCCAACUGUAGUUUCUAACUUUGAUGAGAGACAUGUAAAGGAGAAUUUUACUGAAGUUCCUCCUAGUCCUGCAUCAGUGUGCAGCAGUAGUGCUCAAGAAGAGUUAUGGAGGCCAGUUGAUCAUCUUAGCCCUCUGUCAACCCCAGAUGUAACGCCAAGCAACGAAUAUGCUAUGCCGCAGGUUUUUAGAGAGAUCAGCUCUAAUCUUAGUGAACUACGGAGGCAAUUGAAUCAACUCGAGUCUGAUGAGCCUGAUGAAAGGCUAAUCCCACCGAAACCAGCAGAGCCUGAGAUGUUCGAGCUAAAGGAUCCAGCAGAAGCAUACAUAAGAGAUCUAUUGGUUGGUUCUGGUUUAUAUGAUGGAUCAUCUGACAAAUAUUUGUGGAGAUCGGAGACAUCUGCAAAGCCUAUUGGCACUUCAGUGUUUGAAGAAGUAGAAGAAUCAUACAAAACAUUUGCCAAGGACAAUGAUAUCUCUCUAAAAGAUCAGAGAGUGAGGAGAGUGGAUCACAAGUUGUUACAUGAUUUGUUAAACGAAGCACUCUCAACUGUACUUGAACCACAUCGUGGAAUCUCAACAGUCUCUAAAGUCGAAAGAAAAUCCAUGAACUCCUCAAGUUUUCCAACUUUGCAUGGAAACAAAUUGUUGAACUGUGUUUGGGAGAUUAUAUGUGAUCAUUUAUACCCUUCGACGGAUAGAUCCUGUUAUUCACUAGAGGAUAUGGUGGCGCGAGACCUGAGACUGAGUCCUUGGACUCGAGAGGUGGAUGAUGAAGGUACUAGUUUGGGGAGAGAGGUGGAAAUUCUGAUCCUGGGAGAUCUAGUAGAUGAAAUUUUGAAGGAUAUGAAGCUAUGAUUGAAAUCAAGUUACAAUGACAUAGAGUGGAGUGGAGUGGAGUGGGGUGGUGUGUAUAUGAGAAUGAGAAGAAGUAAAUACAAUUAAUAGAUAUGGAAAACUACUGCAGCUGAUUACCCCAUAUAUAUAUAUAUAUAUGUUUAACAGUUUGAUAUAUAGAUGAGUUUUGGAAGUGAGAAGAGGUGAGGUUUCAUGUGGUUUGUUUGUACAUAUUCUUAAUUUGUUUGUGAGAUUCAUAGGAGUUGUCAGAUUAGGUAACAUUUGGAAAGAAAAACCAAAAGCAUGUGUUUUGUUCUUCUGCAUUGUUAUUCUUUUUCUUUUAACACAUUCACAUGUAGUCUAUAGCAGAGCUAGUGACAGAAAGUUCUUAUAUAUAAAUAUGUUAUCAUUAAAGAAAAUUUGCAAUAAAAGGCACAAAUAUAGGUGCUUUUUUUUUCCCUUCUUCAAA